UAGGUACCAUCAAAUAACACAUAAAUGGUGGCGAACGGAACUGAGACAAUUUAUCUUACAUUAAAUAUUACAUCACGGAACAGCGAAUGAACAGUACUUCGAUUUUUGAACAUUCAUGAGUUYAUGACUAAUAAAACCGCAUUUUUUACAUCAGUCAUUAAUAUUACGAAGGUUACACCAACGCCGUUUGCGCGUUUGCCGUUCAUUGAAUACUGAAUCGUCUGCAUCCGUGGACCGUGAUCGUCGUCAUUGACAAGACGUAAUACUGUUGUAUAUAUACUGUUAUAGUACUACAAGUCUACAACUAUAGUAGUUGGCAAAACGUGGUGGAGGGAGCGAUAGUGAUUGAUUAAGUGAUAACGUAAAUAUUAAAUAACAACAAGUAUUACGAUAGUAUAACAACCAACAACAACAACAACGACGACGACGACCACAACGACAGCAAUCACAGAUCAGUGACUAACAGUGUCCGUCCAAACACUGUAUCAUCGGCAUUCAAUAAACCGCGGUGACUCUACAGCUGCGCCCGCAGGAGCCGUCGCCCGCGAGAUGAAGAACAUAUUUCUUGUCACUGUCGUCGGGUCGCUAGUUGCGUUCGCUUACGUUACUUAUGCGUGUAACGAGGCCGUGUGCGCGUCAAUUGUCUCCAAGUGCAUGAUCACACAGUCGUGCAAGUGCGACUUGGUAAACUGUUCGUGCUGCAAAGAAUGUUUCAGUUGCCUCAACAAUUUGUACAGUGAAUGCUGCUCGUGCGUGGACAUGUGUCCAAAACCAAAUAUUACUACUAAUGAAUUGAGUAGAAAAAGUCAUGUUGAAGAUCUAUCAGACUCUGUAGUAAAUUUGUUUACUGCUCUUGUUUCGGAACCAGAUAUACAACAACGAUGGGAAUCUCUUACAUACCCAAUUGAUUUAGACAUUGAAAUGUUCAAACCUGAUUUUCAAAAAGAAUUCAAGUUGUUGCAAAAAAACUCUGCUCAAGAUGUAUCUUCUAUGAAGAUCACUCUGAAUUGUUCUGUUGUAUUCAUGAAUCAAUGUUUGUCUUGGAACAAAUGUAGGGGAGCUUGUAUAUCAAUGGGUGCUAAAAGCUACCGAUGGUUCCAUGAUGGAUGUUGUGAAUGUGUUGGUGAACUGUGUUUGAAUUAUGGAUUAAACCAGAGCAGGUGUAAGCACUGUCCAUUAAAAGGUGCUGUUGUGCCAACAAUAAGUGAAGCUGAUUAUGGUGAUGAAGAAGAUGACGAUGAAGAAAUGAUACAAUAAGUAAUGAAUUUUUGUUACUUAGUAUUAAUUUUAAAUUUGUAUUUAUUAUAAUUUUGUUAUUUUUUUAUUUUAAUUGACAGAACUAUCAUAUCAAUAAAUUCCUACUCUGUACUUUUAUAAAUAUUAUAAUUUAACUACUUAGACGAAAAAGUUUACUUGCCUAAAUGAAUGCUCUUAGUUGUAGUAUGGUGGAUCUGACUGUCAAAUAAUUGAUUUAUUACUAUCUAUUUUGAUUUUAAUGUAGACUAUUGUAUUUAUAUUUAACUAAUUUUAUAACU
This is a messenger RNA of Diuraphis noxia (Russian wheat aphid), 1535 nucleotides long. Its product is annotated as protein twisted gastrulation-like. NCBI's taxonomy places the organism in Eukaryota, Metazoa, Arthropoda, Insecta, Hemiptera, Aphididae. The record is from RefSeq and is a predicted model, not a curated record. Gene Ontology annotation, biological process: regulation of BMP signaling pathway.